Messenger RNA from Symbiodinium necroappetens, 267 nucleotides. NCBI's taxonomy places the organism in Eukaryota, Dinophyceae, Suessiales, Symbiodiniaceae. The record is from the annotation of a GenBank genome assembly.
AUGAGGAGAAAGUCCGUGAAGCCCUGGCGGCACUGGAGGCCGAGGAUUCGGCGCCAGGGCAUGCCAGGAGACACUUCCAGCACCUUCGCCAGCUGCAGAAAGAGCUUGAAAAACUGGAGGAAGACCAGUCCGACAACGACUCCAGUGUGCCGGAGGCCGCGGAGGCUUCUGCCGGCAAUAGCACGGAUGCGCGGCGGCACUGGCUCUUUGGACCACAAGAUGGCGACAACGCCUCCUGUGCUGAGGAGAACACGUCGAGCUUGCUGA